ACCCGAGCCAUUCCUCGCCGAGACACCGCCGAAAGUGGAACCAAGAUCUCCUGUCUCUCACGUUAAAUUGUUAAGGUUAUUUAAAACAAUUCGUUCCCCGCUCCUUAAACUCAUAUACCUCUGUCAUGUUAUCGGCCGCUGCACCUUUGUCAAUAUCCAGUCGAGGUUUUUAGCGGCAAAUGAGUUACUCCGUACCUUGGUGAAGGUAUUUCUCCGCGUAAUCAGCCCGGGGGCGCGAGGCGGGAGCGCAAUGGCGGACUCCAACAGCAACGUCGUCGUCGACAACAUGAACAAUCUCAACAACCUCAGAAAAAACUUCGUCUGCGGAGUCGUCGAAGGGUUUUAUGGCCGUCCAUGGACUCCAGAACAGCGAAAAGAUCUUUUUGCAAAGCAACAGAAGUGGGGCAUGAACUGCUAUCUCUAUGCCCCUAAAGAUGACUACAAGCAUCGGGCUUACUGGCGUGAGCUGUACACAGUGGAAGAAGCUGAGCACCUUACAGCCCUCAUUACUGAAGCCCGGCAACAUAAUAUUACCUUUUAUUAUGCCAUUUCCCCUGGCCUUGACAUUACCUACUCAAGUCAGAAAGAAGUGUCAGCUUUAAAGAGGAAACUGGAACAAGUGCAGCAACUUGGUUGUAAUGCAUUUGCAAUUCUCUUUGAUGAUAUUGACCCAGAAAUGAGCGGUGCAGACAAAGAAGUGUUUCAGUCUUUUGCUCAUGCCCAAGUGUCAGUUACCAAUGAAGUGUUCACUCAUCUUAAUCAGCCAAAGUUUAUGUUUUGUCCAACACAGUACUGUUCAACUAGAGCUGUGCCCAGUGUGCAAACAUCAGAGUACCUGAAUACAAUUGGUCAGAAGUUGGCCCCAGAAAUAGACAUCAUGUGGACAGGACCAAAGGUUAUUAGUAAGGUUUUGACUGUGGAGCAUAUUAGAGAAGUGACUGAAGUAAUGAGGAGACCCCCUGUCAUCUGGGACAACCUUCAUGCAAAUGAUUACGAUCAAGCACGACUCUUUUUGGGACCUUAUUGUGGUCGCUCUCCAGACCUUAUUCCCCUCCUAAGGGGUGUUGUAACAAACCCUAACUGUGAAUAUGGACCAAACUUCAUUGCCAUCAAUACUCUAUCCCAAUGGUCAAAGUCAUCAACCUUAACUAGCUGUGACAAUAAUGAUGCAGUUAGUGCAGACAUCAGAUUAGAAACUGAGGGUGAUGAUUCCAGUGACGAUUGCCCCACUGGCCUCUCCCCAGCUACAUAUCAUCCUCGAAGAGCUUUGAGGAUGGCUCUUAUGGAGUGGCUUGUAGAGUUUAACCGUCCUAUUUCUGCAUUUGGAACCAUACAACAGCCUCAGAUCCCUACCCCAGUGCCUAUUUUGCCCUCAGUCAACACAUGCAUGUCUAUUACUUCCACCACAACUGCUACAACUGGGCCACAACCUAACAUUAAUCUGUUAGCAGAAGCAGUUCAAGAUGCUUCCUUCAACCCUGCCAUGAACCCUGUAAUGAAUUCUCUAGUCUCGGAAAACAAAAUAGUUGUAGACACAGUGCCUGAGGAGGCUGACACAGCUUCUACAGUCUCGCAAGACACCUCCACAACAUCAGGUGUGGAGCCUAUGGAUUGCAAUCCAUCACCGGCAACUUCACCCCCACACAAUGAAGACAUCAUGCUGGUUGAAAAUGGUGAAACUCCCAAAGCGGAGAGUGACACUGAAGAUAGCACUACUCCUGUGAUUGAUCCAGAAACCCCAGAGGAUGAGACUACUACUACUAUCAAAAAAUCCCUUACGCUGCCGUUAGAUACUAUGCUGGAUAAUGUAGAAGAUGAGUUGACUGUGGAUGAUUUACAGUUGUUGGCUGAUCUAUUCUACCUUCCAUUUGAGCAUGGUAAACAAGGUCUUAAUAUUCUUAAUGAAUUCAACUGGUUGAAGAUGAAUUCCCAUCUUGUAAUUGACCACAAGAAGAAUGAUGAGGAAACUCCAAAGCCAGAGGUCCAAGAAUGGUUUGAUCGAUCAACAAAAUUUGAUGAAACUGCAAAGAAUGUCAAGAAAAUGUCAAACAGGUUGAACAAAGUGAAAAACAGAUCUCUACUAUACGACAUCUACCCAUAUGUGUGGGACAUGCAUGGAGUCAUCUCUCUCCUGAACUCCUACGUCAAGUGGCUAGCUUUGGGCCAGGUUUCAUCACUGGUCAGCAACUACGUUCAUGGCAACUAUACCUGGUUCAGUAAGGGAUGGCGUGAAGCAUUUAUGUCUGGCGACCAGGAGCCGUGGGUCUUCAGGGGAGGACUGACCGCCGAACUGCAACGGCUCAUACCUGUAGAUGCAAGCAACGACCUCUUUGUGUACAAAACCCCAGAAGUACCAUUAAAUCAUGCAUACGUUAUCCGGCCAUACCUGCCUGAGGAUCGUGCUAAGCUGUACAGAUUAAUUCUGCGGACGUCAGAUGAUGGAAGAGAUGGCACUACACUCUAUGCAGCUCACACUGAUUUACCUGGUGACUUGGCGGUUGGCAGCUUCCUGGAGUCCUUAGAAGAGGUUGUAGUUAUGGUGGUAGAAGAUGAAUGGGGAGAUAUUGUUGCGUAUGCCUCAGCAGCUGGCAACAGUGUAGCACAAACUGCCCGAAACUCUUCGCACCUCGCACAAAUACGAGAGAAGUAUCCUAAGGUAACACGAGAAGAAGGUGUCAUGCUAACACCUUGUGAAGAAUUGCUGGUAACAUUAGCAUCUGAACCACAAGCCCCACCUGAAGCCCUCGCAGCUUCGCAUCCAGCUGUUCUGAAUAUUUCCUCCCUUCCAACUAUUGCGGAUGAGUCUAUAACCAAGAGGUUGUUGACGUGUAUGUUAGCAUCACUAAGAUCCAAGGGUGUAUUUAGUGGACAUUGUAGUGUCAGUGUUGGAGAAAAACUUACUCUUGAAUUGUACAGUCGUCUUGGCUUUUUGGAAUUGGCUACUCAGAGUACAACAUUAUACCUUGGGAGGUCCUUUUGACCGCCCACGAAAUCUGAGCCUGUUUGAAAGGACGGCGCUGCAUAGUACCUGCCAUGUUGCAGCCUGCACACCAAGAAAGAAUACCACCCACACUUGCAUACCAGAAAAUUCUCCUGGUAAAGUGGGGAGGUUACAUACAAUGGUGUGCCAGAUCUCGUAACUUGUAAAGUUACUUGCAAUAUCAUUCAACUUCCAUUGAUUGUUAAGAGAUGCCAAAUAAAUGGUUCCACAUGUUGUUAUGGAAGGGAUGAUAAUUAAGGAGACUGUCUGCAUUCAGUCUCGAAUAUCAAGCUAUUGCAGCUGGUUAAUGUGAUAUUUAUGUUGACAGGUUGUUAGCAGUUAUUUUAUUUAUUAUUUUUUUUUAAGUUUAUAUUAUUUUGUUGAUUUAUCAGACUAUUUUAUUUGUCCUGCCAACAACUUGUCUUAAAUUUUAUUUAGUCAUGCACAUUAUAAGAGGUUUAAAUAUUAGUCAUUGUAAAGAUAUAGAUCUUUUUAUCAAUAAAAUUAUUCUAUAUGA
Molecule: messenger RNA, 3497 nt
Organism: Penaeus chinensis
Lineage: Eukaryota; Metazoa; Arthropoda; Malacostraca; Decapoda; Penaeidae
Gene: Oga
Product: protein O-GlcNAcase-like
Exons: 12
Coding region: 251-2980 (909 amino acids)
Biological process (GO): glycoprotein metabolic process
Molecular function (GO): beta-N-acetylglucosaminidase activity
Source: RefSeq, a predicted model, not a curated record